Molecule: messenger RNA, 1616 nt
Organism: Petromyzon marinus (sea lamprey)
Lineage: Eukaryota; Metazoa; Chordata; Hyperoartia; Petromyzontiformes; Petromyzontidae
Gene: VAT1L
Product: vesicle amine transport 1 like
Molecular function (GO): oxidoreductase activity
Source: RefSeq, a predicted model, not a curated record
AGAUAUAUACAUACAGAGACAGACAAAGAUACAUACAUACACACAUAGACACACAGAUACACGUAGAGACGCAUACAGAGAUAUACAACAUACAUACGUACAAAACAUACUCACACGCACAGAUAUUCACACGCUUGUACAUACACGCGCAUACGGAUACACAUACGGACAACACCAAUCCACACACACCCCCACACACACACACCCACACACACACCCCCCACACACACACACACACCCACACACCCCCCCCCCCCCACACACACACACACACCCACACCCCCAUACACCCCCACACACACACAGACCCAUUUCAUCAGAACCGCCGAGCGAUGUCGGGAGAAUCUCCGCCUGCAGAGGAGACGGCGCGGAUGAUGGGGGGCGAGGAGGAGGAGGGGGGGAGCGAGGCCGUGGCGGAACGAGGAGACCCCGCGGUGGAGGGAGAGGGCCCCCUCGUGAGAGCCGUGAUUUUGUCGGGCUUCGGGGGCCCCUCUAAGCUGGGGGUCUCGCGGCAGACCGCGGCUUGCCCGGGCCCCGGCGAGCUGCGAAUUCUCGUCAAGGCGUGUGGCGUCGGCUUCCUGGACGUACUCGUCCGCCAGGGUAACGUGGAUCCGCAACCGCGGACCCCGCUGGUGCCGGGAUAUGAAUGCGCGGGAGUUGUGGACGCGCUCGGGGAGGGCGUAAGGGACUUCGAGGUGGGGCAUCGCGUCGCCGCCGUCGUCAACCUGGGCGCGUGGGCCGAGGUGACGGUGGCGCGCGCCGACCACGUGUUCCGUCUGCGGGACUCCAUGAGCUUCGUGGAGGGAGCCGCGCUCCCCAUCAGCUACCUGGCCGCCCACCUCAUGCUGUUCGACAUGGGGGGGCUGCGGGAGGGCAUGUCCGUGCUGGUUCACUCUGCGGGGGGCGGAGUGGGCCUGGCCGUAGCGCAGCUGUGCGCCUCGGUGCCGCGCGUCACUCUGCUGGGCACCGCGUCACUCGCCAAGCACGACGUCAUCCGCGACUCCUUCACCCACGUGAUCGACCGCACCGGCGACUACGUGCAGGAUGUGAAAAGAGUAUGCCCUGGCGGCGUGGAUAUCGUCCUGGACUGCCUCUGCGGAGAGAACACAGCCAAGGGACUGGCGCUGCUCAAGCCCAUGGGCACCUACAUACUCUACGGAUCAUCGAACGUGGUGACAGGAGAAACCAAAAGCUUCUUCAGCUUCGCCAAGUCGUGGUGGCAGGUGGAGAAGGUGAGUCCCGUGCGUCUGUACGAGGAGAACAAGCGCAUGGGCGGCUUCCAGCUGCUGCCGCUCCUCUUCAGCGCCGAAGGCCCCGCGCGCGCGCGCCGCGCCAUGUCCGAGAUCACCACCCUCUACGACUCGGGAGCCGUGCGCCCUCGCGUCGACUCCGUGUGGGCCCUGGAGGAGGUGAAGGAGGCGAUGCAAAAACUUCUUGACCGCAGCAACAUCGGCCGCGUGGUUCUGGAUACGGAGAAGAGCCCCUCCCCUCAGGGGGACCGACACAGCCCCGAGGCGAGCGAGGCCGCUGAGGAGGAGGACGCCGAGGGCGACGAGAGGGGGGGGGCCGAGAGCAAGGAGAGGAAACCCUUCAUCCGCUAGGAGUGGGGGGGCCAC